Helicoverpa armigera (cotton bollworm) is the source of this 1555-nucleotide messenger RNA. RefSeq names its product seipin (gene Seipin). The record is from RefSeq and is a predicted model, not a curated record. Gene Ontology annotation, biological process: lipid droplet organization; lipid storage. Lineage: Eukaryota; Metazoa; Arthropoda; Insecta; Lepidoptera; Noctuidae. Gene Ontology annotation, cellular component: endoplasmic reticulum membrane. The transcript has 8 exons. The coding region runs from base 402 to 1481 and encodes 359 amino acids.
CGUCGCAUUUAUUUACAUCAAUUUAAUGGUGUGAAGUUUGGUUUCAAGUUUUUACAAAGUAGAAAGUAGGGGUAGUUUAUUUUUUGCAACAUGGGAAAGCAAAACGAAGAUUUCUACGCUCCUCCUGUGGAAGUGUCAAAAUUUAAAAAGGGGUUGUAUUUCGUCUGUCAAUAACUUUGACUUUAUUUAUCGCCAUAUGAACAAAAACAAUAAGUAACACUGCAUUAACUGACCUCCAUCGCUUAUCUUAUUAAUCAACUAGCAUCCGCGGCAUACUGCGUCAUUAUCACGCUUGUUCUAUCUACGAAACGGACUUAACCCUUGUACGAGCGAUAUGCACUAUCAUUACUUUAAGUUUAUCUACCCACGAUUAAGCACUGUCCACUCGCCUUGACUCGAAAAUGUUUGAAAAAAGUCCAUUGCGUUAUUUGAAUCCUUUUACCGUAGUGCGGGAGUAUGUUCGGAAGCCCAUUGAAGCUUUUAUCUUGAACCAAUACUUGGGGUAUAAGAAGAAAACUGAUCAAAGUUUAACGAGUGUUAAGGAAUUAAUGUAUAGAGUCGCUAUAGUGACUUUGUUUGUGACUGUUAUACUGUGGCUGUCAAUUUUUAUGUAUGUGGGCUUCUAUAAUAUUUAUAUGCCCAAUGUUACCCAUGUGCGGCCGGUGCAUUUUCAAUUCAACGAACCAAAAAAUCCCGAGUUUACAUUGGCCAGGACUGCUCAAGAAUUUAGUAUAAACCUUAAUUUCAGACCAUGUGAGGACAAGUCAGGGAUAUGCUCAUACCCAUACGCUUACGUGCAGCUGACGAAGGCUAGUAACAUCCUGAUGCCUAAGCAGCCAUACCGUAUCAAAUUGGUUCUUGAGAUGCCCGAGUCUCAAGUCAAUAAGGACUUAGGAAUGUUCAUGGUAUGUGUACAAAUGCGCGCUAAGGGUGGCUAUCUUGUCUCCUCAUCGUGUAGAUCUGCUAUGAUCAGAUACAGAUCUCUACUGCAUCACAUAAUGAGGACGUUUGUACUGUCGCCGCUGUACCUCGGAGGCGUUGAUGAAGAGAAACAACAGCUCAGGGUAGAACUGUUCAGCGAUUUCGAAGAUGAUCCUGACAAACCCGCAACAGACGCAUACGUAGAGCUACAGUCGCGUUUCGCUCAGGUGUACUCGAGCGAGCUGCAUGUACAAGCACAUUUCACUGGGUUACGUUACCUUAUGUUCAAUUGGCCCAAGAUAUCUGCUAUUUUUGGUAUCUGCACAAACUUGUUCUUCGUAUCACUAGUAUUUGUACUGAGCUGGUACCAUCUACAAGACGGCUUGCCCGACUUUAUCAAAAAUAAAUUUCGUUCUGAGAUAAAGACUGAAGACGACGACAAAGAUUUCAUUGGAAAAGUCAAAUUGGAAAGAGAAGAUUCAUCUUCAUAUUUCGAAGAGGAUGCUCUUUUAAAGGAAUUCCAACAAAUCGAAUCGAAAGAGGAAACCAAGAAGACUUAAAUGUGAUUACGAAAUUACCUAUAUAUUUUAUUUUUAAUAUUUUUUAGCAAUAUUAUAUUUUAAACAAAUAUAUG